This is a messenger RNA of Cetraspora pellucida, 363 nucleotides long. Lineage: Eukaryota; Fungi; Glomeromycota; Glomeromycetes; Diversisporales; Gigasporaceae. The record is from the annotation of a GenBank genome assembly.
ACCUUAAGGUUGCUCAAUUCAAUUGGUUUAUGAAGUUGCACUUCGGAAAUUGGCCCGUUAUUUACAUUAAUUUCAAGGAUCUGGAUUAUGAGUCUUGGGAAUCAAUGCUGUGUUCCAUCAAGGACAAAAUAUCGGAACUUUAUAAAGAACAUCGUUAUAUUAUUAAUGAUAAGAAGCUUUAUUCAGAUGAUGAAUCUUUAUUUAUAAAUACUCUUGACAGAACAAUUGGCGAGUCAUAUUUAAUAAACGCUAUCUCCCGUCUAACACGCUAUCUUCAUGAAUACUUUGGCAAAAAAACCAUUAUUCUCAUUGAUGAAUACGACUGGCCGAUGGAACACGCAAGAAACUUUUACGACAGAGCUA